GAUUUUUACAAACUAUUCCCCUAUACUUUCAUUGUAAUUUCAACCAAUUUUGAUUAAUACAUGCAAGCCUGGUGGUUAAAUGCUCAGUGCCAAUAAACAGACAGGCAUGCAGUAGGCACAGAAUAAAUGUAUCCUAUGUGUAGUGUGACAUAUAGUGGUAUAUUAUUGGAGUUCGCUUUACACAUACAAACAAGUUAGGGGAGGAGGAGGAGGUGGGGGGGACACCAAUUGCACAAAAACACACGAUAUGUCAGUUGUAUACAUGUCUAUUUAUCCUAUAAAAAUGAAGAGGAAUCUUUAACGAUACACCGACUAUGUGUGUCAGUGUUAGUAAUGCCGGUAAUAGAAAACUGCCUUCAGAGAAAGGUUAUCACGUUGAACAAGCUUAAAUUUCAUUAGAACAACUUUUAAUCGAUCCAUAGUAUACAACAGAAGAAAAAAAAGAUAAACGUAUAUUACAGAAAAAAACAAGAGAAAGAAAAAAGGAAGAAAAUCUAAUCCCUUUCAAUCUGAAAAGAAUAAAUUCAAGUGAAAUUUGAAUAAGGAAUUCAUUUUUCCUGUUAUCAUCAUCUUACCUUGGAUACGAAAUAAAUAUCCUCUUAAAUUUUAUUACAUGACAGACAGAUUAUGAAACCUCAUGAAGUCUAUUCGUUUACAAAUAAAUAUUUCACCUAUGGAUUUAUUCUCAUACAUAUAUUCAUAUUAUGCAAUAUUUGUAUAAUACAAACGAAUGGUGCAGCGACAUGUAUACCUUCACCAAACUGCACAGAAUGCACUUGUAUGGGAAUUCCUGGACCAAAGGGUGAUCUUGGAGCCCGAGGGCAUGUUGGUAGACCAGGUGCAGUUGGAUCACGUGGAUUACCUGGUCUACCAGGUCCAGAAGGUGAACGUGGUAUACCUGGUAUACCAGGUGAUCCUGGUCCCAAAGGAAUAAUGGGUGAUAAAGGUGUAAUGGGUGUUCCAGGAGUAGAUGGUCUUAAGGGUGCACUUGGUAUUAAAGGUCCGAAAGGUUUUCCAGGUGAAGAAGGAUGUUGUGGAGCAAAGGGACCUAAGGGCCUUAAAGGUUCACAAGGUAGUUAUGGAUAUGAUGGUCUUCCUGGUGAACGUGGUUUAAGAGGUCCGAAGGGUGAUAAAGGAGAACCAGCAAUCAUUGAUGGUCGAGAGGGUAUGGGAGAGAUGGGACCUAAAGGUGAAAAAGGUGAACGUGGUCCAAAAGGUAUUCGUGGUCGAGAUGGAGACAAAGGACAACCUGGUAUAGCUGGACCAAAGGGUUAUCAGGGGAUUAAAGGAGAUCGUGGUGAACCGGGUAUUAAAGGAGAAAAAGGCGAUACACCUACACCAAUUUCUUUACCAUUUGCAGAACCUGGUGAAAAGGGUUUCAAAGGUGAAAAAGGUACAUCUUAUGAUGAAUCACCGUUGAUCAAAGGUCAGAGAAUAGGGAUAAAAGGUGUUAAAGGACUUCCUGGUCCAAGAGGUGAACCCGGUGAUGAAGGCCCUCCAGGUCCACGAGGUUCUCCUGGACUAAAUGGAGUGCGAGGGCUUCCAGGUCCUAUCGGAGAUGAAGGUUCAAUGGGAAAAUUUGGUAAACCUGGAGCACCUGGUAUACCUGGACCACCAGGACGAUUAGGACAAGAUGGUUUGCCUGGACCCCCUGGACCACCUGGUUAUCCUGGACCAAAAGGAGACAAGGGAUAUCCAGGCACUCAAGGACCUAAAGGUGAAAAGGGUGUCAAAGGUGAAACAAUAGAUAUUGAUGCAAUGCCUGGACCUGAUGGAGAUAUUGGUGAACCAGGUGUUAAAGGUGAACGUGGGGAUCCAGGUCCUUAUGGAACAAGAGGUCUUCCUGGUGGACGUGGACCACGAGGAGAUCCUGGACCUAAAGGUGAUCCAGGACCCGGAUAUGCACAGAUUAUUGUAGGUGAACCUGGAAGAAAAGGAGAGAAAGGUCUACCAGGAUUAGAUGGAAAGCGUGGAAAGAUGGGAAGACCCGGAAUUCCGGGACCAAAAGGAGAAAAAGGUUAUCCUGGUCGUGAAGUAUAUGGGAAGAAAGGCGAAAAAGGUUCACGUGGAUUUCCAGGACCUAUUGGACCGCCAGGUGAUCGUGGAGUAGCUGGUCGACCAGGUCCCGUAGGUGAUAGAGGAGAAGUUGGUCCGAGUAUUGAUGGUCCUCCUGGACCUAAGGGAGUUAAAGGUCAACCUGGUUUACCAGGUAUACGUGGUCGUGAGGGUGAUGCUGGUCCUCCUGGUGAAAAAGGUGAUUGUACUGUUUGUCCAGAUGGAAGACCUGGUUUACCAGGACCUAAAGGUUUUCGAGGUCAACCUGGAUGGCCUGGUGAACCCGGUUUGGAUGGUUCACCUGGACAGAAAGGUCUACCAGGUGCACAAGGACGAGAUGGUCUAGUUGGUGUACCUGGUCAAAAGGGAGAGAAAGGUGAACGUGGAAACGAUGGUACUCGUGGACCAAAGGGUGAACCAGGUCCUGUUGAAAUAGUAAAUGUUACAGUACCAGAAGCCCCACGUGGUGAUGUUGGCCGUCCAGGUCGCGCUGGAGUAGUUGGUGAACAAGGCCCAAAGGGUUUUCCAGGUCCAAAAGGCUUGCCUGGACCAGAAGGUCUAAAGGGUGAUACAGGAAUGCCAGGAUUACCAGGUUUCAGUGGGACAGUUGGAAAACCUGGAAGACGUGGUGAACCGGGUCGUGAUGGCAUUGUAUUUGAUGCCCAAAAAGGAGCUCCAGGUGUUCCUGGCCGUGAUGGGAUUAAAGGUGAAAAAGGAGAGAAAGGAGAUAGGGGUGUGGAUAAUAUUGUCGAUCAAAUAUUUGAAUAUAUUAAAGGUGAAAUAGGUCCUAAAGGAUAUCCAGGUGAUAAAGGAUUAUCAGGAUUUCCAGGAGAAAAAGGUAGGGAAGGUGAAAAAGGUAUUCCUGGAAUACCUGGAAAACAAGGAAAACCAGGUUUUCCUGGCCUUGAAGGAGCUCCAGGUCAACCAGGCGACAAAGGUUUUAUGGGACCAAAAGGACCUAGGGGUAUUUCAGGUCCACCGGGUGAGCCUGGGAGGAAGGGAGUAAAAGGUCUCCUCGGUCCUAAAGGCCUUUCUGGGAUUGUUGGUGACAGUGGUGAACGUGGCCCAUCUGGCUUACCUGGUACAUCAGCAGUUGGUGAAAAAGGAGAGGAAGGUACACGCGGUUUUCCUGGUCCAGUUGGCAGGAAAGGAAUACCAGGAAUAAAAGGUGAAAAAGGAGUUAGAGGAGCUGAUGGACUUCCUGGAUUAAAUGGACCGAAAGGGGAGAGGGGAGAUCAAGGACUUAAAGGUGAAACUGGAGAACCGGGUGAGAUCUAUCAAGGAGUUAAGGGACCAAAAGGAAUAAAAGGCGAGGCCGGUCUGCCAGGAAUUGAUGGACCGAAAGGGGAACCUGGAGAAGACAGAUUUCCAACAAUUGCAUUGAAAGGAGAACCUGGCCCACCAGGGCCCGGAGGACCCCAGGGACCCAAAGGAUUACCCGGAAGUGCAGGUUUGCCUGGAAGGGUAGGCCCGAUUGGACCAAGUGGAAUACCUGGAUCUCCUGGUGAAAAAGGUGACUUUGGUUUACCUGGUCAGUUUGGUCCAAAAGGUUUACCAGGAGAACCUGGCGAUGAUGGCCCCGAAGGACCACGAGGGGAAACUGGUGACGAGGGAAUAAGAGGUCUUCCUGGGACACCAGGGCCCAAAGGACUACCAGGUCUGAUGGGUCCUAAGGGACUCCCAGGAGAACCAGGAGCCGCUGGAGUAGGAAUUAAAGGACAAAAAGGUUUACCAGGACUUAAAGGUAUAAAGGGUUUCCCAGGUGAGCCUGGAGAUGAUGGGACACCAGGGAACAAAGGUCUUCCAGGUUUAGCUGGUCGAGCAGAGAAAGGUGAAAAAGGUGAGAAGGGUAUCAAGGGUGCCCAACCACCUCCAGGAGAAAAAGGGAGAUCAGGCCAAAUGGGUCCAAUGGGAGAGACAGGUGAACCAGGUCCAGUAGGUCCUAUUGGUGAGAAGGGAAAUCGUGGAGUUCCCGGCCCAGCUGGACGUCCUGGAAGGACCGGUGCAGUUGGUGAGCCUGGUGUCUCUGGACCACGAGGGUUACCAGGACUACCUGGACCAUUGGGUGAUAAGGGUGAAAAAGGUUUACCCGGGACAACUAUUAGAGUGGCUGAUGUUGGUACAAAAGGUGAAAAAGGUCAACCUGGUGUAGCAGGUCCACCUGGACCUAAGGGCAGACAGGGACCAAAGGGAGAUCAAGGAAUUCAGGGUAUACCAGGCAAAGAUGGUUUACCCGGCCAAUCUGGGCCAGGAGGACCUAAAGGUGAAAAAGGUGUACCUGGUCCAGAAGGACCUCGAGGAGUUGAAGGACAACCAGGUCCGAAAGGUCCAAAAGGAUUUAUCGGUCCAAAAGGAUUUCCUGGAUCAGUAGGUCCACCUGGUGAACGUGGUCCAACUGGAGAUAGAGGUGAAACAGCAAGAGCUCCAACUGGACAGAAAGGAGAACGUGGUUUGAUUGGACCGGCUGGACCAAUCGGUAGAAAAGGUGAACCAGGAGAGGCUGGAUUGAGAGGAGCCCCAGGUGAUAUAGGUGAACCAGGUCCAGAUUUACUUGGAGCACCUGGAGAAAAAGGUAGCCCUGGACCUACAGGUCGACCAGGAGUUCCUGGUAUGAGAGGACCCAAGGGAAUUAAAGGCAUAUCUCCUCGUGAACCUGGUGAACCAGGCCCUAGAGGUCCAGAUGGACCACCAGGUGUCAAAGGAGAACGUGGACCUAAAGGAUUCGAUGGAUCGAUUGGUCGGAAAGGACUACCAGGUAUAAAGGGUGAACAAGGAGUUAAAGGAUUUCCUGGUCAAUCUGGUAGACCUGGCAGUGUUGGUGAGAAAGGUGACAGAGGGCCUCCAGGAAUUUCAGGUGAAAAAGGCAAUAAAGGAAUAAAAGGUGAAAUGGGUCGUCCAGGAUUACCAGGACAAAAGGGUGAAAGUGCAGUUGCUAUGGUGGGACUGAAAGGAGAAAAAGGUAUACGAGGAGAUGACGGCUUGAUGGGUCCAAAAGGUUUACCAGGAAUUGAAGGAGCUCCUGGUUCUCCUGGUUCAAGAGGUGAGCCUGGUGAUGCUGGGGAACCAUCACCAAGAGGUCCAAAAGGCUACACAGGUCCCACUGGACUGAAAGGAUUCAUGGGCCCAGAAGGACCAAAGGGUGAAGUCGGUUCAGUCGGGGAACAAGGAGCACCUGGAGGCAUUGGAGAUACUCGUGGUAACACUGGACAUUUAUUCACUGUUCAUAGUCAGACAACACGUAUUCCAUCUUGUCCAUCAUCAACACGUAAAUUAUGGGAAGGUUAUUCAUUUUUAAGUAUGACAGGUUCAGAAAGAGCUCAUGUGAAUGAUUUAGCCAGUCCUGGUUCAUGCUUACAAUUAUUCAAUCCAAUUCCAUUUAUGUUUUGUGAAAAACAAGAAAAUUGUUAUUAUGCUCAACGUAAUGAUCGAAGUUAUUGGUUGAGUACAGAAGAAGAGCCAAUGAUGUGGAAUCCAGUACAGGCGAAUGAAACUCAAAGACACAUUAGUCGAUGUGUUGUCUGUGAAUCACCCAGUAAGCUUUAUGCAUUUCAUUCUCAAACUUUGGAAAUUCCCAGAUGUCCUGAUGGAUGGUCAACUCUAUGGCCAGGAAGUAGUUUUCUAAUGAAUACCGGUUAUGGAGCUCAAGGUGGAGGACAACAGUUAGCAUCACCUGGAAGUUGUAUACCACAAUUUCGUUCACAUAUGUUUAUUGAAUGUACUGCAAAAGGUUUAUGUGGAUUCUUUGAAGAGCAUAAAAAUUUUUGGUUACGUGUUAUGCCUAGUUCAAUGGAUGAACAUAUGUUUGGUAUGGUAAUGGGUACUGUAAUUAAAGUACGUAAUAGUCAAGAUUCAGUUAGUAAAUGUGUUGUAUGCAUGAGAACUCAACCAUUGUCAACAUCAUUUUAUUUAAAUUAAGUGUAUUAUCAAGUAAAAAUAUCAGAAUUUGGUUUCUAUUCAAAUAAUCACUAUUUUCAAAUGUAUCUACUUUAUUCUCUUUUUCUGUUAAAGGGUAAAACUGUGUUUUCUUUCUUCUCUUAUUGUCAUCAUAAGUUAAACAGUUUUUUUUUAAAUUUUAAUUAAAGACACAAAUCUGAAUAGGCUUAUAUAUUCUAGCUAAAAUCUUCGAAUAAAUUUAAGAUUAUUGUUUAACAUUUAUCCUAUAUAUAUAAGAGGUUUCUUUUAAUAGUUUACAAAAUAUUCUGUUGGGGAUAUUUUCUGCAAAAAAAACAAUAAUAAUCGUAAAAAUAGCACUUUUUUCAAUUUUAUAUAUGUUAAUUUUCUUGUCAUUGUUGUUUUACUGUAAUAACUAACACAGUUCAAUAGUCAAUGCAUACACGCUACACGUUAACCACCAAUCAAUCGGUAGUUGACAUAGGAAUGUUUACAAAUGCAUAUUACAUUUGUACUAGACUGCUUUUGAAAAUCUAUAUUUAGGAGUUUAUUGGAUUCAAUGAAUAUAUAUAUAUAUAUAUAUUCAAAUUAUUUACUUAUUUAUUUAUUUAUUAAUUUAUUUAUCAAAUAAAAUCAUAUUCAAGUUUUAGUUGUAAUAAGAGAAUGAAAAAUUUGAUUAUAAAACAUUAAAUAUGCAUUAUGAAAGUUUCAUUGACUGAGUGUCGGAUGUAUUCUUGUUCUUUUGCAAUAAUAUUUCCAUUUUCUGCUUUUAUGUUGAAAAAUGUAUCUCGUUAAUCUUUUCAAUAUGUUAACAAAAAAGUAAUGAUAAUGAUAAUAAUAAUAAUAAAUGGAAUAUUUUAAGUUC
Molecule: messenger RNA, 6811 nt
Organism: Heterobilharzia americana
Lineage: Eukaryota; Metazoa; Platyhelminthes; Trematoda; Strigeidida; Schistosomatidae
Source: the annotation of a GenBank genome assembly